CUUCACUGAAUACAGCUUUUUACUACUCUCUACCCACUGCACUACAAAUCAAUCCACUCAAUAGAAAUCACAUCUACCAACAUGUCUCAAUCCAACGUCGGCAACGCUCAGGUCUACGAAGCUGGUGACCAGCGCAACCCCCCUAAGUCCGAGCUCAACAAGGCCACUCCCUACGAGGAGGGCAAGGAGAAUUCUCACCAGGCCACUGAUUCCAAGGAUGAGCGCUCCAUUGCCAACCGCCUCGCUGCCGAGGAGCGAAAGAAGGACGGCGACGACGACACCCCCGAAGUCAAGGCACUGAAGGAGGAUCCUACCGCACCCGCCAGGCUGCACGGCAACGAGCCUUCGAAGGGCGCCAAGAUCGAUGCCGAGAUCCAGGCAGAGGAGGAGGAGUACCUCAAGCGCAAGGGCAAGGCCUAAAUGUUUUCUUGUACUCACAACGUGACUGUCAACGAUUUUGACGAUACCAUGGGUUGGCGUUUGGGAAUAGCAUAUAUUGUAGAAACCGGAUUUAGCUCCGAGUUGGUUCAUGCUAGAUCAAUGAGCAAAAAGUUCAAUGC
Molecule: messenger RNA, 560 nt
Organism: Truncatella angustata
Lineage: Eukaryota; Fungi; Ascomycota; Sordariomycetes; Amphisphaeriales; Sporocadaceae
Exons: 3
Coding region: 82-420 (112 amino acids)
Source: RefSeq, a predicted model, not a curated record